GGGAACAUGAUGGUACUUCUGGUGGUAUAUAUGAACAACUCAAUGCGAACAACAAUCAAUGCCCUACUAGUGAACCUAUCAUUGUCUGAUAUCCUCUAUAUCAUUCUCUCGGUGCCCAGUUUUCUCCAGCUCGAGAUCUGUAACCAACGCUGGUUACUUGGUUUUCCCAUGGCUAAAAUAAGUCAAGGAACUAUGAUCGUUUCUGGGGCCGCGGUUGUCUUCACAUUGAUAGCAAUUGCGUUUGAAAGGUAGGAGUCACUUUCAGUGGCGUAGCCAGCCAUACGAUUCAGUUCCGCUAUACAAAUAUUGCCAUGUUUAUAUGAAACUAUCACCACGAGUACUAGUUAAAACAUGAGCAGCCGAUCUUUAUCUGAUAUACAAACUCGAGCCGAAGGCGAGAGUUUGUAUAUCAGAUAAAGAUCGGAUGCGAAUGUUUCAACGUGUUUAAAAAACGACCCAUCUUAUGAGUUCAUUGGCGAUGUACCAGGGGAGAAUCCACGACUUUCGGCAGAGCGUUGACUUUUACUCUUUUCACAUGAGGACUGGGUUCGAGUCGCAAUGAGAAAGUACUCACUGAGGCUUACCUGCGGCCUCAGAGGUGAAAGGCAAGUGCGCUAGCCACUUGGCCACCGAAGUCCCACAUUGAACAACACUUUACAAUCUCGAUUCUCGAAUGACACAUACGUAACUAGUGAUAUUAUUCAUUUUGUUUGAAAUUGGUUCGUUCGAAAAUUUAUUUUCAUAUAGGUAUUUCGCCAUCGUGCACCCGCUGAAGGCCAGGGCACGAACCAAGAGUAGGCCGACAAUUUGGCCACUGGCCGUGAUCUGGAUUUGCUCUAUAGUUUUUGCACUACCAUUUUUCAUCGCCAUCACAACGAGAGUAACUCAACAUUAUGUAAAAGAAAAUGGUCAAGUUACACUACAAGAUAUUACGUUCAUUGACAUAGACUUCGACGUACACAAAUUUAGAAUAUACUAUGUGAUCGUAUUUCUUGGAUUGCACGUACUACCGUUCGUAUCACUGGUAACUAUGUAUACUCGAAUAGCUUGGAAAUUAUGGCACCCUGAUAGACGGCUGACCGAACAACCCGAAGGCGCUGGUGGAAACGAGACCGUAUCGCGUGUAUCCGAACGAAAUCGCCGCAGGACAACAAAAAUGGUGAUCGUCGUUUUGAUCGCAUUUUUUGUAUGUUUUUUCCCAUUCCAUGUAUACUUUAUCACGCAAGUAUUUAGUGAUAGCUACGAGAAUAAGCCAACGAAGAUUGGAUCGGUUCUGAAGUUGCUUUUAGUAUUAAACGCAGCAGUAAAUCCGAUUGUGUAUAAUCUACUGAGCGAGAAAUUUCGCGGGGCAUUUCGGAGCAUGCUCGCGUGUUGUCCACGCGCAACACCCGAAAUGGCCACGGCCAGUUUGAAUAGAACGCAAAGUUCUGGAAACUAAUGGAUAUAAUAUUUCUGUAGUGCUAAAUAAGUUUUCUUAAUAAACAAUGGAUUAAGUGAAGGACAGUCUGCGUUUUAUUAAUUAUCAAGGAGCUUACACAAGGAUCGGAAGUCGAUAAUUCAAAGAGGACGGCUAUCAAUUGACAACAGUACAAUGGCAUUAAUCAUAUAGCACAAAAGAAAUUAAUAAUUAAAAGUCUAGCAGGGGCUUUAGACGUUGUCCAACAAGGCAUUUUUUAAUUCCAUGAACUGCUGGGGCAUUUGCCCCACUGGGCCCCUUCCUCUGCCCCACCACUGAAGAAAAGAAAUGGCCUAUUGCCCCAAAGCUAGGGCCCUAGGACCUGUAUUGAG
Molecule: messenger RNA, 1788 nt
Organism: Paramuricea clavata
Lineage: Eukaryota; Metazoa; Cnidaria; Anthozoa; Malacalcyonacea; Plexauridae
Source: the annotation of a GenBank genome assembly